Fraxinus pennsylvanica is the source of this 1344-nucleotide messenger RNA. The record is from the annotation of a GenBank genome assembly. NCBI's taxonomy places the organism in Eukaryota, Viridiplantae, Streptophyta, Magnoliopsida, Lamiales, Oleaceae.
AUGUUUCCUUCUGUCGUGUCCAACCCUACUAAUUCUAAGUCCGAGGAAGCUAGUAUUUCUUCUGGCCCUAGGGUUCGUGACUAUGGUAGCUUAAAUUCAGUGCUACUAAAAACCCACAGUAUUGUUCCAAAUCAGCCACAGAAAAUCAAGAAGAAGAGAAGCCUCCCAGGAAAUCCAGAUCCUGACGCUGAAGUGAUUGCACUAUCUCCAAAGACCCUUUUGGCUACCAACAGAUUUGUUUGUGAGAUCUGCAACAAGGGCUUUCAGAGAGAUCAAAACCUUCAACUCCACAGAAGAGGGCACAAUCUUCCAUGGAAAUUGAAGCAAAGAAACAGCACAGAUAACAGAAAAAGAGCCUAUGUAUGCCCUGAACCAACAUGUGUUCAUCACCAUCCGUCUAGGGCUCUCGGAGAUCUUACAGGAAUAAAGAAACAUUACUGCAGAAAACAUGGGGAGAAGAAAUGGAAAUGUGAGAAAUGUUCAAAGAUUUAUGCAGUUCAAUCAGAUUGGAGAGCUCAUUCCAAAACAUGUGGCACAAGAGAAUAUAGAUGUGAAUGUGGAACCAUUUUCUCCAGGAAGGAUAGCUUCGUAACCCACAGAGCAUUCUGUGAUGCUUUAGCUGAAGAAACUGCAAGAAUCUCAGCAAACUCCAUACUCGCCGCAGCGGCACCACCACCAUCAUCAAACCCUAAUGGCCAACCUUUCCAUCUCCGCCCACACAGUCCUCCUCCACCUCUAUACCUCUUCUCAUCCCAACAGCGCCCCCUCCAAAACCCACCACCCCAUACCCCCCUAAACCCUUGGAACCAGCCUCAAAACCCUAACCCUAGCCAAAACCAACUCCGUAUUAAACCUGAAACCACCCACAUUCCCGUGAUCUCUUCACCAUUUUAUCAAGAAUCUCACAAGAAUCUAAUGGCGUCACCCUUCCAGAACUACCACGUCAACGUACAGUCAGCAACAUCCACCAGUGCCAGCGUGGCAGCCCUCUCAGCCACUGCAUUGCUCCAAAAAGCAGCCACUAUAGGUGCACAUUCUGUUGGUCACUUGAGCUCUACCAUGACCCAGUUCGAUAUGAGCACUAUGAGGCAAGUGACCACCACAGGGGCCGAACCACCGGAGUACCUGGCAUUCGCAGCUGGGAAUCUUUCCACGUGGCAAAAAUUUGACGGCUUGACUCGGGAUUUUUUGGGGUUGACUGGUGAACAGUGCGGUGGCGGUAGUGAUGGAGUGAAUGGGAGGGACCUGCUAUCGUUCGCUGAGGACGUAGAGUUCUCUACAUAUGACCAUGAUCACACACUGUUGAAGCAUCAAGCCUUUGAACUUGCAGAACCCUAUAACUAA